Lodderomyces parapsilosis is the source of this 729-nucleotide messenger RNA. RefSeq lists its product as uncharacterized. The transcript has a single exon. Bases 1 to 729 code for a protein of 242 amino acids. Lineage: Eukaryota; Fungi; Ascomycota; Pichiomycetes; Serinales; Debaryomycetaceae. The record is from RefSeq and is a predicted model, not a curated record. Gene Ontology annotation, cellular component: fungal-type cell wall. Gene Ontology annotation, biological process: fungal-type cell wall organization. Gene Ontology annotation, molecular function: structural constituent of cell wall.
AUGAAGUUUACUUCUACAUUAAUCGCUGCUUUUGGUUUUACCGCCGUUGCUAAUUCCAACUUGAUCCAACGUGGUUACGAUCACGACGAUCAGCCAACACCAACCUACCAUCCACCUUACCAACCAGGAGUUACUUCAUUCCCCAAUAAAUUUGCAUUGGGUGCCAAGAUUGGUGAUGACAUCUACGUUGCUUUUGAAUUGGAUGAUGGUCAACUUGAAUAUGGACCAAAAAAGUAUACUGUUCCAUGUGUUACUCCAACCCCAAUUGUUGAGCCUUGUGAUACUCCUACUCCAACUCCAACUCCAGAUGAGCCAUGUGAAGAACCAACUCCAGAACCAAUUACCUACCCCCACCACCCUCACCCUCACAAGCCAUGGAAACGUGAUGGAUUUGAUUUUGAUAAUGAUGAUUCAUGGUUGACUUUUGACUCUUCAUAUGGAUACGAUUGGUACACCUUGAAAAAUUCUGUCUUGAGAGAUUCUAAAUACAGAAUUGGAGAAAUUGCUGCUAAUCAUCAAUUACAAUUUGACCUACCAGUUCAACCAGAUGCAUUGUUUUCCUCGGGAUUUUCCAUUGUUCAUGAUGAUGGUUACUGGUUGUUAGCUUUGAAUGGCAAGACUACAUUUUGGGAUUCUCCAGUUAAUGAUAAUGGAAUUUACAAAAUUUACGAUGCACCAAUCAAUCCAAAAUCUAAAAAGAUUGAACUAGUGGUUAUUGUUCUUGUUUAA